UUGACAUAUUCAAUGAAACUGAUUUACAUUGUCAUUUUGGAGGAUGUGACAUAGUGAUGUCCUGUCUUGGUACAACUCCAAGUCUCUUCGGCAUGAGUACAAUAACUUUCUAUAUGGAUUCCAUCAAACCUAUCAUCGGUGCUAUGCGCAGAUGCGGGAUUACUCGAUUGGUAACCAUGAAAUCGGUUGAUACGAUACCACAGAACAAGGGACCCUGGCUAUUUGAUCGCAUAAUACGCCCUAUGAUCUUGUCAAGCGUCCUUCAGAGCAUGUCGGUAAUGGAGGAUUAUUUACUGAAGGAGUGCCAUGAUAUAGACUUCACUGUCAUCAAACCCCCUGGAUUGACGAAUGGGCCAAGCAGUGGAAAAGAGGUGAAGGCGAUGGAGGGACAUUUCGCGGAAGGUACGAGCAGGAGAAUCUCCCGAAGGGACGUGGCCAAGUUUAUGUUGGACUGUAUUCCGCUAAAUCAGUGGGUGCGCAAACUCGUGUCGAUCGGACUUCCGGUGUAACGCAGCAGUACGUCGUGAUCUACAACAACAAUAACAAACGUUGCACGUAACAUUUUGUUUAACACUUUUGGUACCCAACGAGUCGAAAACAAGUAUUUUCAACAUUAUUGAAAUGUUAGCAGUAAAACUGUGGUAUUUAUUAUCAGUGCCAUUUGGGAUUGUUACGACCGUGUAUAUACUAUCGGGAGUGGGAGAAAUGCAUUGAUAUGUAUGUAGGCCUAUCACAUCGAGUACCGUAGAUCAUUAGUUCUAAGUCCGGGUACUGCUGGAGUCACAUAUUGUCUGACUUUGCAAAGUACAUUUCUAUAUUGAGUAUCAUAAUGAGUAUCAUCAAUAUAUAAUUUAUAUAAUACAGGAACAGAAAACGUAACUAUAUAAUCAGAUAUAUAAACAAUCAGAAGUAAAACAUUUCAGGGACUGUACUUUCAAUAACUCGCUGUUUUCAUUUAGAUAACCAGACGUUUUAAAAUUAGGGAAUACUUUUAUCUCCAAUUGGGAUUCAGUCCAUCUAAUCUCUGUAACUUUUUGUGUAUAAUGAUUGUAGAUGAUAGCCAAGGAUAAAAUGUGUUUUAAAUUCUGAUACAUUAAGAGGUGAUAGAUGUGUCGUUUUUCGGCCAAGACUAUACUUACAUGGUACAUGGCCAUAGCUGUAAAAAGGACGUAAAACACAAGCAACCUAAACAUCGCACAAAGUUGUUUCUGUUUACUAAAAUUUUACUGACAUACAUUAUGCAACAUUUACUGGCAUUUAAGUUCUUUUG
Messenger RNA from Mizuhopecten yessoensis (Yesso scallop), 1270 nucleotides. RefSeq lists its product as uncharacterized. The record is from RefSeq and is a predicted model, not a curated record. The transcript is spliced from 3 exons. NCBI's taxonomy places the organism in Eukaryota, Metazoa, Mollusca, Bivalvia, Pectinida, Pectinidae. The coding region runs from base 57 to 509 and encodes 150 amino acids.